AAUCCGACAGAAGCACUGUGAACAAGCAUAUCUGAGACUCCGUCUAUCUGAAUCUCUUAAAUUUUUUGUAAUAAUUUAGAAUUAAGUAUGUGUCCCAUGACAGUAUGUGAAUAAUGACAUAUGUAAAUUGUUUAAUUUUCACACGUUAAAUGUCUAUUUUGUGUAGGUGAGCAGAUAGACUAAUUAUUAUAGAGGGGCCACGAGCUACCUCUAAGCUACCGGCACGAAAGGGUAGGAUUUACCUAGUAGGUACUCUUGGUCCUAGCCGAUAGUAAUACUGUAUUAUCUGGUCAAAUAUUCUAGUACGUCACGGUUGGUAGGUUAGGCCAAGCUCACUUAGGUAGAACUAUGGUUUAACUCCGCGUCCGUAUGACUACCAUGGGAAUACUCUAGGACUUUAGCCUAUCUAGGGUUUAACACCGCCUUGGAUCCAUCGUACUCAGGUGGAUCAGCCUUAUUCACUCGAUAUUUAAAAGGUCUGUUAACUUGAACAAUGAGUGGCUGGCUUGAUAACCCAGUAGAGGGUGUUCUACUUGAUAUUACUGGUGUUUUAUAUGAAUCUGGAGAAGGAUUUGGCACUGUCAUUCCAGGCAGUGUAAAUGCUGUGCAGAGACUGAAGGAAGCCAAUAUUCCGGUACGCUUGGUCACCAAUGAAACUUGUGAUACCAGAAGUGCUGUUGUUAAGAAGCUGCAGAGUCAUGGUUAUGAAGUUUGUGAAGAUGAUAUAUUCAGCCCUGUCCCAGCUGUGAUUGCUCUUCUUAAGGAAAGGGGGCUCUCUCCUCACCUGUUAGUUCACCCUAAUAUUGAAGGAGAAUUCUCUUCAUUAACGAAAGGAAAACCAACUUGUGUAGUAAUGGGUGAUGCUGAUGAAGGUUUUUCAUUUGCUAAUGUGAAUAAGGCCUUCACAACACUGAUGGAAAUGGAAAAACCAAUAUUGUUUUCUUUAGGAUAUGGGAAGUACUACAAGCAUAAGGGAAAGUUGCAGCUAGAUGUUGGAGCAUUUGCUAAUGCUUUGGAAUUUGCAUGUGACAUUAAAAGUGAGAUUGUUGGGAAGCCAUCACCACAGUUUUUUGGGGCAGCACUCAAAGAUAUGGGGAUAACUGCAGAUAAGGCAGUGAUGAUUGGAGAUGACAUUGUAUCAGAUGUAGGUGGAUCACAGAAAUGCGGGCUGCGUGGCGUGUUGGUCCGAACUGGUAAAUACAUCCCUGCUUUUGAAAACCAUCCGGUGGUAAAACCAGAUUUUAUUGCUGAUAAUCUUGCUCAGGCAGUUGAAAUGAUUAUAAAUGCUCAGAAGGCUAAGAAGUGAUACACCUAGCCUGAUAUACAUGUAAAUGCUACACUGUAUUGUGGGUUUUUGUCUUGGAAAAAAAUGUUUGUACAUUAUACUUUAGUAAGAAUCUGUAUAUGAACUAUGUUCGUUAUCAGUUUGCACGUUAUCCUUUGGUAAGAAUCUGUAUACGUAUUGUUAGUUAUCAGGAAGUCCUGAAAGUUAACAAAAUUUUAUUAUGGUUUUAAGAGGGAAAGCAAGUAGGUCUUUGUAUUUUUUUCAAGUAAAGUACAUAUUUGGUGUAAUUCCUUAAGAAAAAUAAUCUGUGUCAUAGCUUUGAAAACAGUAAUCAAUGUAAGAGUUAAGUUAUUUUUCACUAAAUCUUUGGCUUAUAAUGGAAAAUUCAAGUAUUGUGAAAGAUACAGGGGUAGAGUAUAAAUCUAUACACUGUCCAACAUAAUCUCAUGCGUUUACUUUUAACUUCUUGCCUGCCUUUUAUGAUAUGAUGGAUCUUUCCUUUGAUUGCAUUUGUUCCUAAAAUUAUACAACCCUUCAUUGUAUAUGAAUAGUUUUUAAGCACUGGUUAGUGUGGUUGUUGAGAUCAUUAGCUUUUAGUUAUAUGCAAUUGCUGGAGAGUCCCAGCCACAUGUCUAGCCAGUCCCUUGCUUUUCCUAAAGCUGCUGUGAAGUAUAUAUGUUGCUGCUUUACAGUAUUCAUUUUGGGUUCCAGUCUUGUAUUUACCUUGGGUGAAAUUUUUGUUUGUGUAUUGGUGUGUACAUGUUUUUUUGGCCUGUCUGUGCUUCAGUCUAUAUGGUGACUGAACCAAAUCCUUACUCAAUUAGGUAUCCUAGGAAUGUAUUGAUAUUGUUAUUUGUGUAUUAUGAGUGUUCUUUUUAGGGUCAAGAUUGCUUGAAGGAUCUUCCCUCCAAAGAGUGCAAAGGAUGCAUAAGUUCAGCUGCAAACAGAAGUAAUGUGAGAAAUCUUCUGUUACAUUGAAAAUAAUACACUUUCAUUCAUUCUGAAGAUUCACUUCCAUUCAUCUGAAGAAGUGAAUGGUCUGCAGUGGGACCAUUUAUCUUCUCUUCCACUUCUCCAGUGAUACUCCUGGUGAUUUGUCAGUGAGCUUCCCUCGUUUGCUUAUCAGGCAGUCUCCUGGUGCCACCACAGCAUCUUCUACUAUGACGAACUCUCCAAAGCUUUUUUUCUUAGACCCUCAGAAGUUACUUAUUGAAGGUUUUCUAGCCAUCCUUCAAGAUGAAAGGAUAGUCAUCUGCCCAUCAUUCUUGUCGUAGUAAUAGUCAGUUGCUGUCUCCACUGCUUGUAGUUCUUUGUGUUGCUUGUAGUUCUUGAUGUUGCUGCUGUUCCCAUCACAGGUACAGUUGUUUCAGGUAGGAAUGAGUGGUCAUUAUUUGCUGUUAAAACUCUUGGGUCCUUCAAGAAACUCACCUUGACCACAUCCUCAGCGAUAGAGGUGAGACACAGAAUAGGCGGAGUUAAUUGGGAAACGCUGGGGUUCUGAUGCUGCUUCUCCUCUUCUUUUUCCUUGAGGUCAUCAUUUUAUAUAAAAAUUAUCAAAAUAUACUUUCAGAAAAUUCUGAAAUUUUCUUUGAAUUGGCAAAGUAAGCAUUGGUUAUCCAUGAAUGUGUAAUAAUUAAUAUUACACACAGUAUAAGAAAGAUUUGCACCAUUACAACCAAGAGGGUUGUGAAUACAUCCAAAAUGCAGACAAAGGCUUAGUGACCUGGUUAGUCUAGCCUAUGUUGCCUUUAGGCUACCUGUAAACCCUACCAUAACCUUGGUUAGACUAUUUUUAUAUAUACUAUUGAAAAAUUGUCAAGAAUCCAAAGAAAUAAGACUGAUCCAAGGUUUCUUUUUAAUUUAUAAGUAGUACGUACCCCAUAUAUAAAACUAAACCAAAAAAUGUCAUCUUACCAAGCAAAAUGUGUCGUACCAGAACUUUGUCAAUGUAGCCUAGUCUCCUAGUAUCUAUUUGUGAUGAUGUAACAAUCAUCAGAUACAAGACAUCCAAAGGUAAGGUACUAUGUAUAUGUAAUGUGUGUAUAAAGGAUGCUGUGCAUGUAUAUGUUUAACAGGACAACUCAAAAACAAUGAUCCAAGUACUGGUAAUGUUGAACAAUAAGUACACUUCUACUCCCCUGCUAUGUCCUUUUUUAUGGGUACCAUUGUGCCUAUGUUAUACAGUUAUAUCUUUAGCAAGUUACUGUAUAUGCACUGUACUGCACAUAAUAUGCCAAAUCUACGAGAGAAUAAAGAGCUAAAGGAGUUAUACCAUCAGUCUUUAUUCUGAGGUUGGGCGAGAUGUCCAACUUUGGCAUGAUACCAGAAUUAGGCAAGGAGUAAGGCAUUGGAACUACAAUGCCAGAUGUACUGGACAGUUAUUCCAAUGUAGAAGAUGUGUGACCUGCUGGUAAUAUAAUUGGAUGCAGUUUCAUGGCCUGAGUGACCCCUACCUAAGCAUGAGGAACAUAAGUGAAAACAAGUGUUUCCUUGGUGCAGAACCAGUAAUGCUGAAGAGCAAAAGUGACUACAGUUGAAAGAAAGGCUGGUUCAUUAUGUGAAUUUCCCUUCACCCCCCCUCAAUAAUAAGCCAAUUGGCACACAUUCUUACCCGUCCUCCUCUUUAAUGAGUUGGUCAGCACAAAUUCUCUGAUCCACUCAGCAAAACUACAUUGCUCAGUUAGUUUGCCUGACUGAGCAAAGGUAUUUUUUGUGCUUCUAUUUUCUGAGAAAGUUUGAUCUUCACUUCACACAUCCAUCUGUACCUGUGUGAUUUUAUUCACACUUCUGCAUUUGCAUUGAUAAAGCUGCUAUCAAGGGUGUAUUUAGGAUUGGGAAAUGCAUAUAUAAUUAAGGGAUUACAGUAUGCAGUAAUGAAAUGAAAAGAAAAUUAGAAUUAAUUAAGAUUACUUGUGAAAUUCUGGGUACUACUGCUGACCAGUUGACAUACACACAAAAGUUAUUCAUUUAAUCAUGUUAGACCUUGUGUGCAUGCACCAAUCCACCAGUGCCAGGUGAUUUUUCUUCUUAAAUGGUGAAAUUUGGUCUUCAGGGACUUUGCAUAAUUGAAAAAUUUGGCUAUAAUAACAGAAUGUGUUUUUACAGCAGCAUUCUAAUGUGGUUUAAACACACUUGUAACAGAUACAAUAUUUCAUAUUUGAGAAAUUUGAGGAAGCGUUACUGUAAGUCAUCUUUAAAUUUAAACAUCAAUUAUUUUAUUCUGUAAAGAUAAUCAAAUGAAACGGAUUAUAACAACAUUAACUGAAAAUUAUUCCAGAUAUGUAUGAUAAAGUAUAUAUUCAUCUUGUAAUUGUUUCAGUGUUAUAUAAUAUUAAAAUUUAAAUUUAUAUAGAAUCUAUCAACACAGUGUUGCAAGGAAAACUUUGUUGUAGUUAUAGAAGUACAUAUUAAUUUUUAUUGGGAAAUGAUACGGCAGGAAAAGUUAUUCAUUUUACUACAUAUUAAUGAAUUUAUUCAGUAUCAUGUGUACUAUAUCAGUUGGACUUACUGAUUCUUCCUUUAUCAAACAGUUCACAUUUUUUCCUAUCGUUUUAUUUUUGUCCUUAUUUGGUGGCACAGCUUCUUAUAAAAGGUGCCUUAAGGUGUGCUGCCAAGGAAUAAAAGGUACUAUAGUCUUUCCAUAUAAUUGUUCUUGAUGAGACUUCUUUAAUAAAUCUGAGUAAAUUUUAGAAGUAUAUUUUGUAAACUAAUUAAUAUAGCAUAUUUUGAUACACAUACCAUGAAUGUUGAUUUGUUAUUGUUGUUAGUUAUUCAACAUAUUAUAUAUAAUUUAAAAAUAAAAGUUGUUUGGAAA
This is a messenger RNA of Macrobrachium nipponense, 5099 nucleotides long. RefSeq names its product phospholysine phosphohistidine inorganic pyrophosphate phosphatase-like. Gene Ontology annotation, biological process: dephosphorylation. Gene Ontology annotation, molecular function: inorganic diphosphate phosphatase activity; phosphatase activity. Gene Ontology annotation, cellular component: cytosol. Bases 494 to 1306 code for a protein of 270 amino acids. NCBI's taxonomy places the organism in Eukaryota, Metazoa, Arthropoda, Malacostraca, Decapoda, Palaemonidae. The record is from RefSeq and is a predicted model, not a curated record. The transcript has 6 exons.